CAUAAAUUUGGACUUUUUAAAGUUGGGAAUUUGUGAUUUUUUAUGAGUAUUAAGAAUGCAUAAUUUUGGAGGAUAUAAUUCACAGAAUAUUCUGCAAGGGUAUAUCAACCCGCCCGAAGUUAGCUUUCCUUUCUUGUUUAAGUUAUUUUAUUAUUCAAAAAUGUUUAAUUUUGUAAGGUUUUUUAGGAUUUUUGGUCUCGUUCAUUUAUAUUUAAAUAUAUCAAUAUGUCGUGGAUUGGUUGGACAAUUCAAAUUAUAACGACUGUUAGCUUUGAUUUGUCUUUCGCUUCUCCUUCGUUUUCAUGUGCUUCUGUGCUGUUUCUUCGGCUCUCCGAAUGGAGGCAACUGAUUCUGUUGUCAACGUUAGUCUGUGCACUGGUGUGAGCGAGAUAGAAGGAUGCAGGUGUCCGCAUCAAAAAGGGAUAACGGAAAGUUCUCAAUGGUGUGUGUAUUGGAAUGUGAGAGCGAGAGUGGAAUAAAGUAGAGAGCGACGCUUGCAAAAAGGGACGCAAGCAGUUUUAGAGAACAUUCGUAUUUGAAGAGCCAAACUUCAAAGAUCAUGCCACGCGCCAGAAAACGUUUCCGUUCGGACCACGAAGAGCAGCCUGAAGCGGAGGACGAUUCCAGUGAAUCCUCGACAUCAGAAGUGGGAUCGCCCAGGCCUCAAAUCGAAAGUGAAAAUAAUCCGAAACUGCUUUUGGAAUCACAAAAUCGUACUUUCUCGGAACUCAUAAAAGCAAUACAGCAAGCCCCGAAUGACGCAGUUGCCAUUAUAUUGCCGAACUUUAAUCCUGAUCGUGCAAGCGCGGAUGCAGUAUCAUGGAGUGCUACGGUGGAUUACAUUCUUUCCGAAAACAGUCUAGAAGGCAGCGCUCUCGUGAUGGCUCUCAGUCGGUCUUUGCAGGGAAGCGCGUCUCAUUGGCUUGCACAAACGGUCUACUUUGGGAUCACAUGGACGCAGUUCAGAGAACUGUUUUUGCAGAAUUUCGCCGGAACGGAGACCUUGGCUGCAACUGUGUUAAAUCUGCUAAAUGGUCGCCCAACAGAGGGAGAAUCUAUGUCGCUGUAUGGAAGCAGAAUUGUAACAUCCCUGGUGUCCAGGUGGAAGUCCCUGACGGUAGAGCAAAUUGCCGUUUCUGUUGCUUUGGCGCACGUGGCUGGAUUGGACAAGCGACUGCGACGCUUGGCUUUUACUACAGAAGUCAAUUCUCGGAACGAGUUGCAACAGGAGUUUAAAGCCUUUUCUUUUGAUGCUGGACCGAGCCGCGGUACUGGUGACGUCUUGUCGGCCCUGACUAAUAAGAAAACAAGACCCUUCUCCAAUAUCAAAUGUCACAAAUGCGGAAAAGAGGGUCACAAGAAGGCGGAGUGUCGUUCGUCUGGUGUGCAACCGCGACAUAGCCAACUAGCUACUCAACGUUCUGGACAUAAUGGAGGAAUAGAAGGAAAGGAAGGGCAUGUGGCUACUGUGUGCCCGGAUCGUGAGGAGCGCUCAAUGCCGGUCAAGAGGGAUUAUGUUAAAGAUGUCAACCUGUGUACCGUACUAGAGCCCCUUGGAACUUUUCAACAAUUUGGUGAGUCGUUCCAAUUUUGUUUUGACUCAGGAGCCGAGUGCUCGCUUAUCAAGGAAGCCGUCUCUCUAAAGCUGUCUGGGCCUAGAAUAAAUAACGUAGUAAUUUUAAGGGGUAUUGGUAGUAAUACGGUUUGUAGCACCCUACAGAUAUUGGCUAAGUUUUGAUUUGUGAUCAUUCCUUCGAAGUUCUUUUCCAUGCAGUUCAAGAUAGUUAUAUCAAAUACGAUGCUUUGAUUGGGCGUGAAAUUUUGAGCCAGGGAAUCGGUGUAACAAUUACAUCAAAUUCACUUUCAAUGUUUAAUGAAAAAACUGUAUUGCCUGUCUUAACUUCAGAUUGUGUUCCCGAUUUGGCCAAUGUUGAUACCGAUCUAAGUGGUUUAGAUAAGGAUAGGCUAAUAUCAAUGCUUCAAAAUUAUUCUGGUUCGUUUAUAAACGGUAUUCCACAAAGUCGUGUAACUACGGGGCAGCUAGAGAUUCGACUGAUUGAUCCAAACAAGACAGUCCAGAGACGACCUUAUAGAUUGAGCGUGGAAGAAAAAGAACAAGUGCGAAUGUCUAUUAAACAGCUGUUGGAUGCAAACAUUCUAAGACCAAGUUGUUCCCCCUUUGCAAACCCGAUGCUUCUUGUUAAGUAGAAAAAUGGAACUGACCGUCUCUGCGUUGAUUAUAGGGAACUGAAUUCGAACACUAUUUCCGAUAAGUAUCCGUUGCCACUUAUUUCGGACCAGAUAGGUAGACUAAGCGGUGCUAAGUUUUUCACCUGCAUAGAUAUGGCAAGCGGAUUCCACCAAAUCCCAAUUCAUCCGAAUUCGAUCGAACGAACAGCGUUCGUUACUCCGGACGGACAGUAUGAGUUUGUUACCAUGCCAUUUGGGUUAAAGAAUGCCCCUUCCGUAUUUCAACGAGCUAUUAAUUGUGCUUUAGGUGAUCUUGUUCAUUCGUAUGUCGUAGUUUACAUGGACGACGUUAUGGUAGUAGCAGGUACCAAAGACGAAGCUUUAGAAAGACUUGAUGUAGUUUUACAAACCCUAACUAAAGCCGGAUUUUCCUUUAAUAUCACCAAAUGCUCAUUUCUUAAAUCGUGUGUUGAAUAUUUGGGGUUUGAAGUUAAGGCAGGUGAAAUAAGACCCAACCCAAGGAAAAUAAAAGCAUUGACUGAUCUGCCGCCCCCACAGUCUGUGACCCAACUGAGAUAGUUCAUUGGUCUUGUUUCUUAUUUUAGACAAUUUGUCCCUCAGUUCUCACAAUUGUUGAAACCUCUGUAUGCAUUAACUUCCAAAAGCAUAUCGUUUGAGUGGAACCCGGAGCAUGAGCAAGUGCGACAAAGAGUAAUUUCUAUCUUGACCAAUGAACCCGUACUCACUAUAUUCGACCCACUUUUUCCGAUUGAGCUUCACACCGACGCCAGUGCUGAUGGUUACGGGGCCAUUUUAUUGCAUAGGAUCGAGAACAAGCCUCGAGUGAUCGAGUAUUUCAGCAAACGGACUUCCCCCGCCGAAUCACGCUACCACUCAUACGAGUUGGAAACGCUCGCAGUAUAUGUCUCCAUGAAGUAUUUCCGUCAUUACUUGCAUGGUCGUCAAUUUACGGUAUUUACGGAUUGUAAUUCGCUCAAAGCUUCCAAAACUAAAGCCAAGUUAACUCCUAGAGUGCAAAGGUGGUGGUCGUAUAUGCAGGUUUUUAAGUUCGAUAUUGAGUAUAGACCAGGUGAUCGAAUGGCUCAUGUAGACUUUCUCUCUCGAAACCCAGUGUUGGAAGAUCGUAAAAACUUAAAAGGUAUAACCGAAAAGCGUAUAAACUUGACAGAGAUUACCGACAACUGGUUGCUGGCAGAGCAGCAGAGAGAUGACGAAACAUCAUCCAUCGUGUCCAAGUUCCGCAAUAGAGAACUUCCUGAGGAUAUAGCAAAAACCUUUGAGUUACGUGGUGGUACUCUAUAUAGGAAAAUUCAAAGACAUGGGAAAACUCACUGUCUUCCUAUUAUUCCAAAGCCCUUUAGGUGGUCUGCUGUUAACAACGUGCAGGAGGCAAUUAUGCAUCCCGGUUGGGAAAAUACCCUCGCAAAAAUGUACGAGUAAUAUUGGUUUGACAAAAUGUCCAAGUAUGUCCGUAAAUUCGUUGACAAUUGCAUUACCUGUAGGUUAUCUAAACCUCCGACUGGCAAGGUAAAAGCUGAAUUGCAUCCCAUUCCGAAAGUGAGCGUCCCGUUUCAUACAGUUCAUAUUGAUAUUACAGGGAAGUUUAGUGGUAAAAAUUACCAAAAGGAAUAUAUAAUCGUCCAAAUAGAUGCAUUUUCUAAGUUCGUCCAUUUGUUUCACACACCAGACUAGACUCUGAAAGCUGCAUCAAGUCAGUGAGGUCUUUAAUAUCGAUUUUUGGGGUUCCUUCCCGUUUGAUAGCUGAUCAGGGACGUAGCUUUGCGAGUACUGUGUUUCGUGACUUUUGCUCAGCACAAAAGAUAGAUUUAGAUUUUAUCGCAACUGUCGCCAGCCGGGCCAAUGGCCAGGUCGAACGAGUGAUGAGUGCUCUUAAAUCUAUGCUAACUGCUGUUGAAACAGGCAAGGGAUCUUGGCAGGACGCUUUGUACGAAAUUCAACUGGCUCUUAAUUGCACUCCCAAUAGGGUAACGAAAGUUAGUCCAAUAGAGUUACUAAUUGGAAAAGAAGCUAGACCAUUUGGUCUUGUACCCGUUGCUGAAAACGAGAGUGUAGCUGAUGUAAAUCUAAUCAGAAAUAUAGCUAAGCACAAUAUGGAACAAAAUUCCAAAUAUGACAAAUUGAGAUUCGAUCGGAAUAAAGCCACUAUUGUUAAGCAUAAAGUUGGGGAUCAUGUCUUACUCAAGAAUGAGGAGCGACAUCGGACAAAACUAGACCCCAAGUUUAAAGGCCCAUUUUUAGUUGCUGAGCUAUUACCAGGUGAUCGAUAUAAAUUAAAAGCGUUAAAGGGCAAUCGAACUUACAAAUAUUCCCACGAAUUUUUACGAAGAAUGCCUGAGAAGGGGAUUACCACAGAGCAUAACGAGACGGUCAUGGAUGAAGAUGAUGUUGAUCGAGCCGGUAAUGGCUGCGAUGAUUUAUGAAAUAAGAAAAUGUAAAUGACAACUGUGUGCUAUGUGAUGGCCGGUUGGUCGAGAAAGACUUAAAUUGUUAAGUAAAAUGAAAGUUGUUAGAGAUAGUGAUUGACGAUGUGAAAAUGUGAUUGCUUAUUGGAGAAGCAAAUGAAAAUGGAAAAUUAAUAUUGUUUGAAUUGAUUGUAUUGUCCUUUGUUUAAGUAUGAGGAAAUGUAAGUUCGAUCUGCUAUUUAAGAACUAAGAAUUCUGUAUAACUUUUGAAUUUAAAAGAUCAAUAUUAUUAAGGAAAAAUGCUAAGUUUAAUUUGCUGUUCAUAGACUAAUAGCUCAUAAGGCUUCUGAUUAAUGAAAAUAUAGUUAUUUUGCAUUGUCUUCAAAGUACAUCUAGUUCUAUUUAUUAUUGGGAGAUAAUAUUUUGUAAUGUUUUAAAGUUGGAAACACUCGAAGACGUCGCUUCUCCUUCGUUUUCAUGUGCUUCUGUGCUGUUUCUUCGGCUCUCCCAAUGGAGGCAACUGAUUCUGUUGUCAACGUUAGUCUGUGCACUGGUGUGAGGGAGAUAGAAGGAUGCAGGUGUCCGCAUCAAAAAGGGAUAACGGAAAGUUCUUAAUGGUGUGUGUAUUGGAAUGUGAGAGCGAGAGUGGAAUAAAGUAGAGAGCGACGCUUGCAAAGAGGGACGCAAGCAGUUCUAGAGAACAUUCGUAUUUGAAGAGCCAAACUGCAAAGAUCAUGCCACGCGCCAGAAAACGUUUCCGUUCGGACCACGAAGAGCAGCCUGAAGCGGAGGACAAUUCCAGUGAAUCCUCGACAAAUAUAUUUUUUUACAGUCAAAAAUAUCAACAGUCCACUGUUCAAGAAAGACUUAGUUAAUGCCAUUUUAUGCGAACUACCAGUACUGGCAUUUAUUCAGCACAAAUCAAUAGAGACAUUCCCGGAAACACGCAGGACUAUUUUUUUCCCUGAAUUACUGAUAUGGCGAAUGAGGUUGUCGCAAAUUGUAAUAUCUGGCAAAAGGCAAAAUAUGAUCGACACCGAAACAGAUUCUCGGAGAAACCCCUACACAGGCGAAAUAUACAGCGAAAUACAUGUUUUCGACCAACAAGAAAUACUUUCUCACUUGCGUAGACAAAACUUGUUAACUUUUAAGCCUAGUAUCCAGAUCGACAA
Messenger RNA from Drosophila rhopaloa, 5806 nucleotides. RefSeq lists its product as uncharacterized. The record is from RefSeq and is a predicted model, not a curated record. The coding region runs from base 560 to 1738 and encodes 392 amino acids. Gene Ontology annotation, molecular function: zinc ion binding; nucleic acid binding. The transcript has a single exon. NCBI's taxonomy places the organism in Eukaryota, Metazoa, Arthropoda, Insecta, Diptera, Drosophilidae.